Messenger RNA from Polyodon spathula (Mississippi paddlefish), 5722 nucleotides. RefSeq names its product 5-oxoprolinase, ATP-hydrolysing (gene oplah). Bases 1149 to 5042 code for a protein of 1297 amino acids. Gene Ontology annotation, molecular function: 5-oxoprolinase (ATP-hydrolyzing) activity. NCBI's taxonomy places the organism in Eukaryota, Metazoa, Chordata, Actinopteri, Acipenseriformes, Polyodontidae. The transcript has 26 exons. The record is from RefSeq and is a predicted model, not a curated record. Gene Ontology annotation, biological process: glutathione metabolic process. Gene Ontology annotation, cellular component: cytosol.
GGGGGCUUGUGGUUGUCUCCAAAUAAGAAAUCUCGUAUAAGAUUGUUGCUCAAACACUGGAUUAAAAUUGAACACCUGUCGCCGAUCCAUUCUCCAGCUGGAACGAAAAUCAGGUUUCUGUUAUGUAAGUGGGAAGUCCUCAGAUAUUAUAAAACUCUGGUGAAGAUUGGUGCAAAAUUAACAAAGUUAUUGUGUAGAUUGUGACAGACAGACACCGUCAGCAGAUAUGCCCCCUUUUUUGACUGAGGACUCCAGGAAAAGUGACAGGUUUGUACUAAUUGUCAGUGCACAUUUUAAAAGAAUGCAUGGAAAUCUUUCACCAGCUUAACUUGACAGGUACCUUUCGGUUGAGUUAAUGUGUGAGUUUUUAAGCAGAUGGAUGAUAGUUUGAAUGCCUGGUUUUAAGGAUCUGACAGUAAAUGACUUAUACAGACAAAUUGUAGCCUAGAUACCUUGAAUUUACUUUGAAUUUCUUUUAUCUGUCUCUUAAAUCAAAGUGGUCAAACUCACUGCCUUCCACACUGCAGCACUGCACUCUAAUCACUGAGAUCCUCAAACCCGCUGCCUUCCACACUGCAGCACUGCACUCUAAUCACUGAGCUACUCAAACCUACUUCCACACAUGUUAAUAAUUAUGUCUAGCUUUUUUUGUGCUUGAAUGUCUGGUGAACUGACCUGCUGUCAUUUUACCAUAAACAAGUUAGUACCUGAAACUAAUUCUUCAGUUUAAUGAUUACACUUUACAGUUCUAGUCUGUGUGAUAGACACCUUUGUUGAACUGAGUCUCAGUAAAAGUCCUGAGUCAUCUCACUCUGAUCCCUAAAAGAAUACACUUUGUGUCCCUUUGGGAAUUUGGUGACCAGAAGUGAACACAGUACUCAAGCGCGGUCUCACCAGUGGAUUAUACAAUCACAUAAUAACCUCCUUUGAUUUGUACUCUACACUUUUUUUGACAAUUUAACCCAAGCACUCUGUUUGCCUUUUCAAUUGCUUCCCCCGACUUUCAGGUUGCAUCAAAUUUGAGUACAUUUUUCUUCAUUUUUGGUAUCUGUUAAAUGUGGUACAGGCUAUAAGGGAUACACCUCUCGUUUGAUAUUUGAGCGCGCCACUUCACAGCACACUUCACAUUUGUUUGCCAGUCAGCGAGCAUGGCAUCUCCGGGGGAUCGGUUUGAGUUUGCCAUCGACCGCGGCGGCACUUUCACAGACGUGUUCGCCCGCUGCCCUGGGGGCAAGGUGAGGGUCCUUAAACUGCUCUCCGAGGAUCCGGCAAACUACAGGGAUGCCCCAACUGAGGGAAUCCGAAGAGUGCUUGAGGAGGAAUGUGGGCAGUCCAUGCCACGCAACCAGCCCAUGGACACCUCUCUGAUUGGCUCGAUCCGGAUGGGUACCACAGUGGCGACUAAUGCGCUUCUGGAGAGGAAGGGGGAGAAGAUGGCCCUUCUGAUCACUCGGGGGUUCAGGGACCUGCUGCACAUCGGCAACCAGGCACGGCCUCGCCUCUUUGACCUGGAGAUAGUGAUGCCUGAGGUCCUGUAUGAAGAGGUGAUUGAGGUGGAGGAGAGGGUGGUCCUGCAGAGAGACGGCUGCCAGCUGCCCAGGAGAGAGGCCUGCCAGACAGUCACAGGCUCUACUGGGGAGAGGCUAGAGGUGUGGACCCCACCGGACCUGGUCCAGCUGGAGGCUGACCUGCAGAGAGUGCUGUCCCGAGGGAUCCGCAGCCUGGCCGUGGUUCUGAUGCACUCCUACACGUGGUCCUCUCACGAGGUUCAGGUUGGGGCUCUGGCACGGAGGCUAGGUUUCCAGCAGGUCUCCCUGUCCUGCGAGGUCAUGCCUAUGGUGCGGAUCGUGCCUCGUGGGUACACAGCCUGCGCCGACGCCUACCUCACCCCCAAGAUCCAGGAGUACCUGAGUGGCUUCCGAUCUGGCUUCUGUCAGGGGCUGCAGGGGGUGCGUGUUCUGUUCAUGCAGUCGGAUGGUGGUCUCACUCCCAUGGAGAAGUUCAGCGGCUCUCGAGCAAUCCUGUCAGGCCCCGCGGGGGGGGUGGUGGGCUACGCGAUGACGAGCUACAGCCGGGAGAACCGGCAGCCCGUCAUCGGCUUCGCCUUGUCAGGCACCUCGACGGAUGUGAGCCGCUACGCCGGACAGUAUGAGCAUGUAUUCGAGGCCACGAUGGCAGGCAUCACUGUGCAGGCGCCGCAGCUCGACAUCAACACUGUGGCAGCGGGAGGGGGGUCUCGGCUUUUCUUCAGGUCCGGGAUGUUUGUAGUGGGACCGGAGUCUGCUGGAGCUCACCCAGGGCCAGCCUGCUACAGGAAAGGGGGCCCUCUCACAGUGACAGAUGCUAACCUGGCUCUGGGGCGCCUGCUCCCCUCGUUCUUCCCGCGGAUAUUUGGCCCCUCGGAGGACCAGCCUCUCUCUAGCGAGGACUCCCUGCGCGAGUUCCGCCUCCUCACCACCACCGUUAACCAGUUCCUGUCUGCGCAGUGCGGAGCAAGUCAUUCAGAGAUGAGUGUGGAGGAGGUCGCCAUGGGAUUCAUCCGCGUUGCUAACGAGGCCAUGUGCCGGCCAAUCAGAGCACUCACCCAGGCGAAGGGUCACGACACCUCCCGUCACGUGUUGUCGUGUUUCGGAGGAGCGGGGGGGCAGCACGCGUGUGCCAUCGCCAGGGCUCUAGGCAUGAAGACUGUCUUCAUUCACAAGUAUGCAGGGAUCUUGUCUGCAUUCGGGAUGGCUCUGGCGGAUGUGGUUCAGGAAGUUCAGGAGCCCUGCUCUCUGCUCUACCAAGAGAGCAGCUUCGCUGAGGUAGACCAGAGAGUGAAGGAACUGAGGGGGAGGUGUGAGGAGGCACUGCGUGGGCAAGGGUUCACCAGCUCUGAGAUCAGCACCGAGGUUUUCCUGCACUUGCGAUACGAGCGUACGGACUGCGCACUCAUGUGUUCUGCCAGCGGUUACCCUGGCAACAAGGAGUUCUGCAGCACAGGAGACUUCAGAGCUGCAUUCACUGACCGGUACCGGAAGGAGUUUGGCUUCACCAUCCCGGAGCGGCCCAUCGUGGUGGACGAUAUCCGGGUGCGAGGCACUGGCAGGACCAGCAUCGACCACCAGAGCAGAGUGGAGCCCCGUGGGAAGGAGCCACGCGUGGAGAGGGUGACGCAGUGUUACUUUGACGACAGUUACCUGGAUACCAAAGUGUACCUGUUGGAGGAGCUGUCAUGUGACCACAGCAUCCCGGGACCGGCCAUCAUCAUUGACAAGAACAGCACCAUCCUGAUCGAGCCGGACUGUCAGGCUGAGAUCACCCAGUCUGGGGAUGUGAGGAUCACGGUGGGCACAGGGAAGCUCCGGGCUGUGGGCACUGAGCUCGACACCAUCCAGCUGUCCAUCUUCUCACACCGCUUCAUGAGCAUUGCAGAGCAGAUGGGUCGGGUCCUGCAGCGUACUGCUAUAUCCACAAACAUCAAGGAGCGGCUCGAUUUCUCCUGUGCGCUGUUCGGACCGGACGGGGGGCUGGUGUCCAACGCGCCCCACAUCCCUGUGCAUCUGGGAGCCAUGCAGCAGACAGUGCAGUACCAGAUUCAGGAGCUGGGCGCGGAGCUGCAGGAAGGAGACGUGAUUCUCAGUAAUCACCCAUGCGCCGGGGGCAGUCACCUGCCUGACCUGACUGUCAUCACCCCAGUGUUCCACCCAGGCAUGCCUCGACCCGUAUUCUUCGUGGCAAGCCGUGGGCACCAUGCUGACAUCGGGGGUAUCACUCCGGGCUCCAUGCCCCCCCACUCCAAAUCACUGCAGGAGGAGGGGGCAGUCUUCAUCUCCUUCAAACUGGUUAAGAACGGGGUCUUUCAGGAGCAAGCUCUGACAGAUGCCCUCAUGGCCCCAAGUAAAUUCCCAGGCAGUUCUGGAACACGUAAUCUCCAUGACAACCUUUCGGACCUGCGGGCUCAGGUGGCAGCUAAUCAGAAGGGGAUACAGCUGGUGGGGGAGCUUAUUGACAGCUACAGACUGGAAGUGGUGCAGGCUUACAUGGGACACAUACAGAGCAAUGCAGAGCUGGCAGUCAGGGACAUGCUGAAGGAAUUCGCCCAUCGCCGUCGGCAACAGACUGGCUCUCUGGAGGUGGAGUCAGAGGAUCACAUGGAUGACGGGACACCAAUCAGAUUGAAGGUGCUAAUCAAUGAGGAGGAGGGCAGUGCAGUGUUUGAUUUCUCUGGGACGGGCCCCGAGGUGUUUGGAAAUUGCAAUGCCCCUCAAGCAAUCACUCUGUCCGCUCUCAUCUACUGCCUGCGCUGCAUGGUGGGGCAAGACAUCCCCCUGAAUCAGGGUUGUCUCGCUCCCAUCAGGGUCCUCAUUCCCGAGGGUUCUAUCCUGCAGCCGUCUCGGAAUGCCGCGGUGGUGGGCGGGAACGUGCUGACAUCACAGAGAGUUGUUGAUGUCAUUUUCAAAGCCUUCGAAGUGUGUGCUGCCUCUCAGGGCUGUAUGAACAACGUGACUUUCGGGAACGAGCAUGUCGGAUAUUACGAGACGGUAGCUGGCGGUGCGGGGGCGGGGCCAGGCUGGCAUGGGCGUGGUGGGGUCCACAGUCACAUGACCAACACACGCAUCACUGACCCCGAGAUACUAGAGAAGAGGUACCCGGUGGUUCUGCAGCGCUUCUCGCUCCGUCCUGCCUCUGGGGGCAGGGGGUGUUUUCGAGGGGGGGACGGUGUGAUUCGAGAGCUGCUGUUCCGAGAGGAGGUCGUCCUGUCAGUGUUGACGGAACGCAGGGCCAGCCGGCCGUAUGGACUCAAAGGGGGUGAAUCAGGAUUGUCAGGGCUCAAUCUGCUGGUGUGUGCUGACGGGCGCACCCUCAACCUGGGAGCCAAGACCUCCAUAAGCGUCAAGCCAGGGGACGUGUUCCAGCUGCAGACCCCCGGAGGAGGGGGGUAUGGGAGCUGCGAGCAGUCAACCCCCCCGGGACCUCUCUCCAAGAAGAAGAAAGUGGAGAGCACCUUCACUGAGCGCGGCAGUGUGUUUGAAUACAGCUGCACGCAGGAGGCAGUGUGACCAAACAAGAGCUGGGUGGUACUGGAGAGACUCCUUUCAUGCUCCGUAGAGCCACGGCUCUGGAUUAUCUAUUACAUAAGACAGGUCACGCCAGCUGUGAAGCCAGUCACAUAAAGCUGGCUCAGCCACUCAUUGACCUCUGUGCCUCCUGCUCAUUGGCAGGUGUGUCCUCUGCUAUGACGUCUGACCCCAUUAGGACCAAUCACAAACAAGGGCUUGAAUUCAGUCAAAGUCCAUGGUGUGGCCACAGCUAUACUUUUAUAAUCAUUUUCAUUUAAUCUGCCCCCAAGUAGUGAAAGAUUAUUAAUAAUAAUCAGGGUUGUGAAUCCAGCAUUCUUGUUAAUGUCAUGCUUGAUUCAUGAAAUCUGUGCACACAAAAACAAUAAACAGCUUGCUUUAGGAACUAAAUCAAAUGAGGCAGGGGUGAUAAAGCUAUAAAACUAUAAUAUCAUGAUUUGUUAAUGUUAUAAAAAAAUGUGCUGUCACAAAAUGCUUGCCAGUAUAUUGAUAGUGAUUUCUCAAAUGCAACAGAAAUUACGUUUUCAUUUGUGUGACAGGGAAAUAAACACUGAUAAAUUUUUCUACUUUAUAAAACUUGAGUUUUUUUAAUUUUAUUUCAAAUAGUUGCACUGUGGCAUACUUGAUUUCACCUCAUGCCUCAAAAUCCAUCUGAUCAUGCU